GUGAUUUUUAACCGUAAAAGAGUAGGGGACGUGCAGUAUUUAACAGUAGAAACCUACGGGAGGAACUACGAUACACUUAAUCAAGAAAGUUUUACAGAGGCACUCACUGAAGUUGAAAAGAAUAUAUAUAAAAAUCAUAGGCGUGUUGUAACUGGAGGUAAAGGCUCAAAACCUGUUCCAAUUUUAUUUUCAAUCCAGACGCAAAAAUACAUUAGCCUUUUACUAAAAGUCAGACAAGAAACCAAUGUUGUACCAGAAACCAAUCCAUAUCUUUUUGCAAAUCCUGAUUCCGAAGAUCGCUGGAUGUCUGGCGCAAACACAAUUAGAAAGAUAGCUAUUAAUUGUGGAGCCAAACAUCCAGAAAUAUUGACAUCAACUAGAUUUAGGAAACAAAUUGCCACGACUCUGCAAUUAUUAGCCCUCGAUGAUGACGAAAUGGAACAAAUCGCCACUUUUAUGGGACAUACAAAGAAGACACAUACCGAGUUUAACAGACUACCGCAAGAUAUCUACCAGACUGCUAAAGUAGCCAAGAUUCUUUUACUUAUGGAAAAAGGCAAGGGAAAUCGGUACCGAGGAAAAAAAUUAAGUGAAAUCAAUAUAGAUGAUAACGAAUACUAUAGCUCUGAAUACGAAGGCGAUGAAGAACCGAUUAUGCAGAAGAUGCUAAAGCGGGUUACAAGGGGAAAAAACCUGAAGACGAAUUAGAUACUGGAGAUUCUGACAGAUAUGUGCAUCAGUCAACGGAACGUGAUCAACAUAAUGAAAACACAUUAUCAAGAAAUUAUUUUAAAAAGGCGACUAGGCCGUUUCACGAAUCUAACGAAGAAAAUAGUGAAGAACCACCAACAAAAAAAACUAAAGAAUCAUCCACGAAAUCCAUCCAGAGAUUCAGAGCCAAAUGGUCAGAUAAUGAAAAACAAGUUUUACUUCAGUACUUUGAAAAACAUAUUGAAAAAAAAUUACCCCUCGGAAACAUGAAUGUGACGAACUACUGAAACUACAUCCACACGUGUUCGAAAAUAAGGACUGGGUCCGAAUAAAAACAUAUUAUGUGUAUAAUAGGUACAUUCCGUGAAAGGAAGUGAUUGCUUAUUUUUAUUUUUACUGAACCACCUACUCGUAAUAGAUUAUUUUUAGUUCCAAUAAAUUACUUUUAAAUAAUAUAUAUUUUAUUUUCAAAAAUGUUUAAACCUAAACAAAUCCGAUUUUUGUACGAAAAGAUCAUUUUUAAAUAUGAUCAGGUACGCAAUAUAAAAUAGUGAAAGUUGAGAAAUCUGACAACCCUGUCGGGCUUCAUAUAGUCUGGUAAAUAUAAACAUUUUAUACAAUUGGCUUCGUAUUACCUUCAAAUGUUUGGGCUUCGAAAGACCUAAACCAUAUAUCUACUAUUUGUG
Molecule: messenger RNA, 1397 nt
Organism: Diabrotica virgifera virgifera (western corn rootworm)
Lineage: Eukaryota; Metazoa; Arthropoda; Insecta; Coleoptera; Chrysomelidae
Exons: 3
Coding region: 304-708 (134 amino acids)
Source: RefSeq, a predicted model, not a curated record